Molecule: messenger RNA, 891 nt
Organism: Miscanthus lutarioriparius
Lineage: Eukaryota; Viridiplantae; Streptophyta; Magnoliopsida; Poales; Poaceae
Source: the annotation of a GenBank genome assembly
AUGGCCGGCGGUGGCAGCGGCGACCGUGACGCGGCGGCGGCCGAGGCGGAGCUCCGCGCGGGGUUCGAGACCCUGGCCGUGACACGAACGGACCCGUCCGCGGGGGUCUACGAGGUCCGCCUCAACCGCCCGGCGCAGCGCAACGCGCUGAGCCCGGCCGCCUUCGCGGAGAUCCCGCGCGCCAUGUCGCUCCUGGACCGGACCCCCACCGCGCGCGCCGUGGUGCUGUCCGCCGCGGGCCCGCACUUCUGCGCGGGCAUCGAGCUGGGGGGCCCCGGGGACCCGCUGGCCGCCGCCUCCGCCGCGGGCGCCGGCGACCCCGUGGCCACCGCGGAGGUGCUCCGCCGCGCGGUCCUGGACAUGCAGACGGCGCUCACGGCCAUCGAGCGGUGCCGGAAGCCCGUCGUCGCGGCGGUGCACGGCGCCUGCGUCGGCGGCGGCGUCGACGUCGUGGCGGCCUGCGACAUCAGGUGCUGCUCCAGGGACGCCACGUUCGUGCUCAAGGAGGUGGACAUGGCCAUCGUCGCCGACCUCGGCGCGCUGCAGCGCCUGCCGCGGAUCGUCGGCUACGGCAACGCUGCUGACCUCGCGCUCACCGGACGCAAGAUCACCGCCAUGGAGGCCAAGGAGAUGGGUCUCGUUACCAGGGUCUUCGAUUCCAAAAAAGACUUGGAUGCCAGCGUCGCAAAGAUCGCCAAAGAAAUAGCUGAGAAGUCGGCAUGGGCGGUGAUGGGAACCAAGGCGGUUUUGCUGAGAAGCAGGGAUGUGACUGUAGAACAAGGCCUGGAGCAUGUAGCCACAUGGAAUGCGGGUAUGAUGAGAUCGAAUGAUCUGAAGGAGGCCAUCAGAGCCUUCCUGAAGAAGCGGAAGCCUGUGUUCUCCAAGCUGUAA